Messenger RNA from Arvicanthis niloticus (Nile rat), 2793 nucleotides. NCBI's taxonomy places the organism in Eukaryota, Metazoa, Chordata, Mammalia, Rodentia, Muridae. The record is from RefSeq and is a predicted model, not a curated record.
CAGACCGUCAGCGAGAGGAAGAGGCCAGAACGGCAACGGCGAGGCGCUGAGACGGUUUAGCGGCGAGUCAGGCUCUCGGGUGCAGCUCAGAAUCCCGAACGCGGGUGUCGUCGGAGCCGAGCGAGCGUUGGGACUGCGGAGCAGCGGUUGCUGUCGCCGCGGACGCCGCCGUUGCCGACCCGGAGGACGCGGCCCGGAGAGGCCUUGCAGGCCUAGCGCGGCCCGCGGAGCCCGACCAGUGUGCCGUGAGUAAACCCAGCGCCCUCUGCACAGUCGCUUACCAGUUAAGAUGGAGGAGAUUUCGUUGGCCAACCUGGAUACUAACAAGCUGGAGGCCAUCGCCCAGGAGAUCUAUGUAGACCUGAUAGAGGAUUCCUGCCUGGGAUUCUGCUUUGAGGUGCACCGGGCAGUCAAGUGUGGCUACUUCUACCUGGAGUUUGCAGACACUGGUAGCGUGAAGGAUUUUGGCAUUCAGCCAGUGGAAGACAAAGGAGCAUGCCGCCUCCCUCUCUGCUCCCUUCCUGGAGAACCCGAGAGUGGGCCCCAGACGGAGCUGCAGCGUUCACCUCCAGAAUUCCAGUAGUCACGACAUGAGGGAGGGCGACAGUGACCAGGACAAUAAUAUAGACUGGUCCCGUGGCUUGGAGGAAUAAGCUAAGUUGGAGAGAAAAUAAAUAAUAAAAGAAAAAGCAAACAAAAGUCCCAUUUCCCCUUAAAGAUCUUAGCAUUCAAAUACAAAAACAAGAAGACAGAAACAACAACAACAAACCCCCCCAAAAAAGGAGAAUUUAGGAAUCCGGGUCCAUUUGAAAGGGUAUCCAGUGCCAGCCCUGAAAUCCUGCACAGGAGAAGGUCCAGAGGUGGCAUGCUGUAUUUUGAGCUCUAUAAAUACACGUGGAUGUACAAGAUCCCUGAACUGCCCUUAGUACACAGGUGAGCAGCUGUGUACCCAGCCUAUAAAAUUCUUUUGUUUCUCAGAAUUUGCAUCUGCUUGAUGUCAAGGGCCUCCUGGGAAGUUUGGAUGCUGUUGAUGGUCAGGCCUUGAUAAGUCGUGAUAAGUCGGCUUCAGUGGACUGCUCUGAUUUCUAAGCCUCCAAUUGGGCCUCUUUGAUACAAAUAGAAGUCAGGUAUGAGACUUUAAUACUAAAAAUAUUAAUUCCCUUUUGAAUUUGGUGGGAAUCCCUUGUGCCCUUGUCUACAAGAAGUUCAGAAUCACCUGUUAUCCAAAGGUCCAGCAUUUUGUGGGGACAAGGCCUCGCCUUUGACUCAUCAAAAGACUUGUCUUUCCAUUCCACUGAGUGGCAAAGAUUUGGCAAAGGACAAGGUGGUUUACAAACAGCUGAAGAUUUUGUUUUGAUGCUAUGAGGAUGAAGUAUACCUCCAUGAUUGCAUAUCAUCUCCACCUGGAAGACUCCUGUCUUGAAUUAUAUACUGUGGACAUAAGUUUGGUGGGACAGUCUUUUCCUACUUUUGAGUUACUGGUGAUGUAACCAGCCCAUGGGUCUGACUUGAUCAUUAUGACAGGUCACUGUUCUCCAGUGGUACCACUGAACUACAGAAGGACAUCAUGGCCAAGCAGGAAGCUGUUUGAAAAUUGAGCCAGGAGGGAACUUUUUCCAUCUUCCUUCAAUAAUGUGAAUGAGUUUAGUGCUAAGAUCCCUGAAACAGGCCUGUUUUACCUGGUAUGGUUGCAGAUUCCCUUCUUCAAUUGGGCAGUCAGACCUCUGCUAUGAUGAAUAAGACUGUCUCCACCUUCUCUGCCCUCACAAAUGGCAGUUCUGUCACUUGGUCCUCAGGACCUCCUUACAGCAGGGGCUGUGUUUUUGUUGUUGUUGUUGUUGGAAGUUGAAAGGUUGGGAAUUUCCUGACUUUGGAGGCAGGGUUAGACAUAAACAGGAAGUGAGUGGCAUAUCAAAACUGUUCUGUAUUAGUCCCUAAAUGGGGGUUUAUGGAGGGUGGGAGUCCUGAGGUGAGCAGAAAAGAAAGGUGCUGCUUUAUUUGAAAUGUUUUCUUACCUCAUUCUGUGCCCCAGUAAAGGGUCCAACCUCAUCUGUUUGGCUUGGCCCUGUUCCUGUCACUGCUCCACUGCCUAUCUGGUGCAGCUCAUGAUCCCAGGUGCUGCUUGCCACUCUAGGUUUUAUCUUGACCAGUUUCAGCUCAUCUUCCAGUGCACCUGCUCUGAAGCCUACACAAGUUUUCUUUUUCCUUUUGUUUUGUUGUCAUUUUCUAACUUUUUACGUUCUUAUGUUAGUUUUGUUUUACCUGUUUUUAGGGAAGCCUUUGAGGAGAAUCUCAUGGCUCCCUCUGUUUGGAUUGGAAUAACGAAAAAAAAAAUUCUUUUUUAAAUUUACAAGGCAGUGUCAUGUCUAAGUGUUUCUCUUAUAUAAGCCUGCCUUGCUGGUAUAUCUCCCUGCCUUGUCAAAAGUUUUCUUCCCAUUGCUACUUGGAUACUGCAGAACCAUGAAUGCUAGCAUACACAGGAAGGAGAUGGUUCUGCUCCACUUUUCUAUCCUUAUUGUGUAUGUAUCUUCCUUCUCCCAAGAGCUAUUUGAACUGUGUGGACUAAUUUGGAUUACUUUACUCAAGAGUUAAGGAAACUAUAGUUCUUGGGCCUUGAGACUAUCUGUUAUUGCCUUCUCAGAGUUUUACAGCUCAGGGUUGAGGCCUAGUUACAGUUUAGAUCUUUAGUCCAAGAAUUGUGAGAACUUGAAUAACACCUUGGCAGAAGCUAAAAACACUUUUAGAAGAUACCUUGCUACAUGAGUUCUUUUAAAACCUUCAAUGAAUUCUGGG